AUGAUGAUGGCGACGAUAAUUAAAACCUUUUAUUUAAAUUAUUAUUAUUAUUAUUGUGUUUUGUUGUCGUGGUUGUUGUUGUUUGUAAUUUUUUUUUUUUUUUUUUUUAGAAGUCAAGGGGAUAUUUGUGUAGUGGAGUCGAAAAUCCCUCUCGUGGAAAAUGGGCUCGCGGCAAAACCCAUCAAACAAGAUGCAAGCGUGGGUUUCUUAUCGAAAUCCGAAAGGGGAUCUGCUUUUCGACAAGUUUUUGCCGCAUUCGCAGCAAAUAUAGGUACGGUAAAUACAGGUUUGGUGUUUGGUUUUAGUGCUGUCGUUUUACCACAGCUUCAAAGUUCCAACAGCACGAUUCCGAUUAACGAAGAACAAGCAUCUUGGGUCGCGAGUUUGUCCUCCAUAUCGACACCGAUCGGAUGCAUAUUAGGCGGGUAUUUAAUGGAUUUAAUUGGGAGAAGAAUGACGUUGAUAGUAACCGAAUUUCCAUUGAUAAUCGGUUGGUUGCUUAUUUUUUCAGCAAAUUCCGUUUACAUGAUUUACGGUGGAAGGUUACUCGUUGGUUUUGGUUCUGGAAUGGUCGGAGCACCAGCUAGAGUAUACACAGGGGAAGUAACACAACCACAUUUGAGAGGAAUGCUUUUAGCAUUGAGUUCCGUUGGGGUUUCCAUGGGGGUUCUUAUAGAAUAUUUAUUAGGUCACUUUUUAACGUGGCACAUAUUAGCCGGAAUAAGUGCAUGCGUACCAGUUUUAGCUCUCGUUUUAUUGUUUUUCUUACCGGAAACUCCAAAUUAUUUAGUUUCGCAAAAUAAAACGGAAGAUUCGAGGAAAGCAUUGAUUAAAUUAAGGGGAUCCACGUGUAACGUCGAUGCCGAAUUAAAAAUUUUGACUGAUUUUUCAAAAAAAAAUAACGUUAAAAAAAUUAAAGGUUUUAAAGCUUUAACGAGUCCGACAGCAUUAAAACCGUUCGCCAUAUUGGUUACUUAUUUUAUGUUUUAUCAAUUCUCAGGGGUUAACACGAUAACAUUUUAUGCCGUCGAAGUCUUUCAGCAAUCAGGUGCUCAAGUAAAUAAGUAUUUAGCUACUGUGAUAUUAGGAUUAGUAAGAGUUAUUUUUACUGUUGUCGCAUGUAUUUCAUUAAGAAAAUGUGGGAGACGACCGUUAACGAUGAUCUCUGGAGUGGGCUGUAGUUUAACAAUGUUCGGUUUAGGCACUUAUAUGUAUUAUUUAAAUAAUUGCGAAUUAGCCGGUGAAACGCCUCAGAAUACCUGGAUACCUGUCGCAUGCAUUUUCCUAUUUGCAAUUGCAUGCACUCUUGGUUUUUUAGUCGUUCCAUGGGUCAUGAUCGGAGAAUUAUUUCCCAUUCAAGUGAGGGGAAUUUUUGGUGGUAUGACAACGUGUUGUGCACAUUUAUUCGUUUUUAUCGUCGUUAAAACUUAUCCAUUUCUUUAUCAUUUAAUCGAUCGUUUCGGUUGUUUUUGGCUUUACGGUUCCGUUAGUCUCGUUGGUUGCAUAUUUUUUUAUUUUUGCGUACCUGAAACAAAAGGUAAAACACUACAGGAAAUAGAAGAUCAUUUUGCAGGAAGAGGAAAUGCAUUAUCUAGGAAACGUGAAAGCGUUAAUCAAUCUUUAAUAUGA
Molecule: messenger RNA, 1629 nt
Organism: Pediculus humanus corporis (human body louse)
Lineage: Eukaryota; Metazoa; Arthropoda; Insecta; Psocodea; Pediculidae
Exons: 9
Coding region: 1-1629 (542 amino acids)
Biological process (GO): carbohydrate transport; transmembrane transport
Cellular component (GO): membrane
Molecular function (GO): sugar transmembrane transporter activity
Source: RefSeq, a predicted model, not a curated record